This is a messenger RNA of Medioppia subpectinata, 1446 nucleotides long. NCBI's taxonomy places the organism in Eukaryota, Metazoa, Arthropoda, Arachnida, Sarcoptiformes, Oppiidae. The record is from the annotation of a GenBank genome assembly.
AUGAAAUCUCGAUUAAAACCACAGAAUGUGUUAUCGUUUCCAUCAGUGAAUCCCGAAGAACAAGAGUUGGCGGUAGUGUUGGCCCUCUUCUGUCCGAAACACACGAAGAUUGCCAUCAGUUGUACGACAGAAGCGAAGAAUAAGCGCUUCCUUUGGUUGCCUUUCGUUUCCGGAAAUCUCAACGAAACUCAAGAUUUCGUGGAUUUGAUUCAAAGAGGAAUUCAAGUGAUUUUCAGCGCAAAAGUGGAUUCAAAUGCAGACAACAGUCCAUCGCUUGGAAGCACUGAAAUACAGAUCAGACCCGAAGGACCGGCCGUUGAAAGAGUGGUUCAACUGAUUCUCAUCGAUGAGUCGGUCAAGUGUUGCCAAAACAAAGAGCGAAUCCAAUGGAUGUCAGAGAAAGAAAUCAAAGCAGAGAUCGGCAAAGGAGUCAAUGGAUGUCUUUGGGGUCCAGAAGUGCUUCGAGUGUUUCAAUUGGCGGUCAAACACCACAAACAGAUCGCAGAGAAGAGGGAAGACUUGGAAUUAGACGACGACUACUAUUGCGGGUAUUAUUUGCACGAAAAGAGCGACAGAUAUUCAGUGAAGACUCAGUUCUCUAAAGACGACAAUCAGUUGGUGUCUGAAGUGAACAUCACUGGAGAACAGAUCCAAAUACUUCAGACACUGUUUUACACGCAUUGCUUCCCGAGUAUAGGAAUGUCCGGCCAAUCAUUGUUCGAGUUUUUGUCACUUUUGGGCAUCAAUUCGGACAAAGAAGAGAAGGAAAACCUCUUUAAGGCCUUCAAUACAACGAACAGUGGAUUCGUUGGGUUCGACGAACUGGUGGUCGGAUUGGCAGCAAUGGAACCGCUGACAGAUCUCAAGCCAUUGGUGUCAAGGAAUCGCUUUGUAUUCAACAACUUCUGCGACAGAAAAGACAAACUCUUGAAGACUUCUUCUGUGAGGAAAAUGUUGACAAAAGUGAACACAAAAGACACUGAAAUGGAGAAGAAAUUGAAUGAUAACUACUCACUAAGCGUUUUACCUUUGUGUCGUUCGCCAAACAAUGUCUUCUCGGCGUUGAAAACAGAUCCCGAAGACGCUUACGAUUCGCUCUUUAAAGAUAUCGUCACAGAAAUGGUCACCACUUCUGCCGACAAAGACAUUCCUAGAGUUGAACACAAAGUGAAUCCCAUUUCCUAUGAGUUGUCUAAAGAUGGGAUCACUUCUUCGGGCCUUAAAUUCAAUGAAUUUGCGGACAAGUCUUUGGAAGAGAAGGAGAAGAAAGCAAUGGAUACCAAAUCAGUGGCCAAUGUCUUCAUCCAAGAGAUCAUUAGGUUUAGCAAAAGUGGAGCCAAAGGAACAGUAGAUAAACCGAAAGGUCUCAUGGAAUCAGAUCCUCAAAGAUUGGAACAAAUGCUAAAGAGUUUGUGCGAAGACGUGAAGAAAAUACUGAUGAGUGAA